AGACUUGUUGUUUGAAAUUUGAAUCACAGUUUCUCCCGUUGUCGUUCAAAUCAACAAUCAAGAUGGGUAACAAGUGUAGUAGUCGUAAAAAGAAACCGAAAUCAACCCACGAACUCAACAUGGAAGCUCGUAUGGAGCUGGUCAAUAAAAAGGAAAACGAAGUUAAAUUCGACGAGAACCUUUGUGCGCAUGACAGGAUGGAUGCUUCGGUAUCUAAUAAAAGGUUACGCCGGUCUAAAUCAUGUCUUACAGAAACUGAACUUCUAGCAAUUGCCACAGAUCCAAAGGAUUUUGUAUUUGAUUUUGAGAAUCUUGUUCUUGAAGGAGGAGGAAAUAAGGGCCUGGCUUACUGUGGAGCUAUAAAAUACCUUCAGGAAGUUGGGGUGAUGAAAAACAUCAAACGAAUCGCGGGAGCUAGUGCGGGCGCCAUGACAGCUGCUUUGAUAACAGUAGGGUAUAAUCCAGAUGAAAUUGAGGAAUUUUUGGGAAACAAUAUUUCUGACGUGUUCAUAGAUCACAGUUGUGGUUACUGCAGUCUUCUACCAAAUCUCAUUUCUGGAUAUGGGUGGAAUCCUGGGAAAAAAAUCUAUAAGUGGUUUGGCGAUAAAAUGCGACUUAAGACGGGCAACCCGGAUGUGACGUUUCAAGAAGUUUAUCAACAGUUUGGAAUAGAGCUAUGUGUUGUUGUAACAAACUUAAGUCUAAUGACCACUGAGUAUUGUCACCCUAAGACCACGCCCAAUAUGGCUGUACGCUUUGCUGUUAGAAUGUCCAUGGCCAUUCCCGGCAUGUUUAGUGCUACUAAAUUCACGUCUUACGGCCAAACGGAUGUAUACGUCGAUGGUGGCGUCCUCUGCAAUUAUCCCAUUCAUUGUUUUGAUGGUUGGUAUCUAUCUAUGGAACCGGGUAACAGUUUUAUAGAAAAGCUACAACCAUUAAGUGAAUUACCUCGUCUCUAUGAUAAAACAGAGCGAUUCGGAACUUUUAAUCCCAAGACUCUGGGUUUUUUAUUAUUUGCCGAUAAUGAAAGUGACAUAUUAAGAUAUAAUUUAGAAAAGAGAAUUGGAGUUCUGCAGCCAUUAAAACCAUCUUCGUCCACCAAAUUAUUUGAAGAAAAAUCAAAGAAGAAACAAAAACAAGAUAAACUUGCUGUCGAACAUGGACAUGUAGUUAGAGCUGUUGAUUCGUUUCUUAAGGUACUCAAACGACAUAACAUAGAUAACAAUGACGAUAUAACACUAGCAGAAUUGGAGAACGCCUUUAAAGAUGAACAGCUGACAAAAGAAGAAAAGACUCUGUUAUUUGGUAAAGAUAUCGAUGUCCAUGAAGCUUUUCAAUUGUUGGAUAACGAUAAAAGUGGCCAGAUUAAAUACAGCGAGCUUAUUCAUUUUAUCGAAUCAACUGGUAUAUGUUUUCAGACCAGAUUUUUAGGUUAUCAGCGCAAGGACGUUAAAAACUUUGUGUCAUUCCUUGAUUCUCUGCAGUCAACUUUAUUAACAAACGUUAAGAGGAUUUAUGUAGAUGAGCGGGAUAUGAAAAGGACAGUGGGAAUUAAUACCGGCCAUAUUGGAACCACCGAUUUUAAGUGUGAAGAAGCUGAUCACGAGUUCGUCGUUGCACGUGGUUAUAAUGCAACCAAAUCGUACUUACAAUAUUACGCUGUAACACGCGAUCUUCCUAAAUCUUCUCUCUCUAAGCCAUGUUUGCCUGUAAUAGCCGAAGUUACCAAACAAGAUAAUGACUUACCGCAUGUUGAAGCCAAUAAUGUAAUUAACGAGACGACCCACAUGUAACAUCCUCAAGACAGAAACUUUAACACUCACGACUAAACGCAACAUUGUGAAACCACCCCUAUUAAUGAAAUCAAUCAAAAUAA
Molecule: messenger RNA, 1876 nt
Organism: Patella vulgata (common limpet)
Lineage: Eukaryota; Metazoa; Mollusca; Gastropoda; Patellidae
Exons: 2
Coding region: 63-1793 (576 amino acids)
Biological process (GO): lipid metabolic process
Molecular function (GO): calcium ion binding
Source: RefSeq, a predicted model, not a curated record